AUGUCAGUGGGAAACAUCAGCUCUGUGAAGGAUUUUUUCAUAGUUGGCUUUCCUGGACUUCAGCCUCAUUACUAUGGCCUCAUAUCAGCCAUUCUGUUUCUUGUUUAUGUGUUUACAUUGGUGGGAAAUGCUGUAUUUUUUACAGCUUUUGUAACAACUAAGAGCCUUCAGAGGCCUGUAUAUUAUUUCAUUAUAAAUCUAGUCAUGUGUGAUGUACUAUUCAGCACAGCCACAUUACCAAAGAUAAUCAGCAGAUACUGGUUCCAAGAUGGAACCAUUUCAUUCUUGGGUUGUUUUGUUCAGAUGUUCUUUGUGCACUAUUUAGGUGGUGUUUGUUCAAAUGUUCUGGUAGUAAUGGCUAUGGAUCGCUAUGCAGCAAUUUGUUAUCCACUUCAAUAUCAUAGUCUCAUGACAAACCGAAAUGUAGUCAUUUUGAUCAUUGGCUCUUGGAUUUUGAGUUUAGCAGGACCCUUAAUGAUAGUCAUCCGAGCUUACCCUCUCCCUUACUGUGCCGAAAACGCCAUCAUACACUGUUACUGUGAUCAUGUGUCUGUAACAACAUUGACGUGCACUGAGAGAUCACUGUAUAGUAUUCCAGCCCUCAUUUAUGCCCUUGUUGUACUAUUAGGCUCCUUUGUUGUUAUUAUAUUCUCUUACUGCUCCAUCUUUGUGGCAGUUAUGCGAAUCUCAAGCACUCAAGGAAGGAUGAAGACUUUCUCCACCUGCAGUCCUCAACUCAUCAUAAUUGCUCUCUAUUUUCUACCCAGGUGUCUAAUUUAUUUAUUUGGCAACAUUGGUGUGAAGUACAGUACUGAUUUGCGAUUACUCAUUGUUAUGAUGUAUAACCUACUACCACCCAUGAUAAACCCCCUGAUUUAUUGUUUGAGAACAGAAGAGGUAAAAAAGAUUUUAAAAAGACCAUUCCAAAAGAAACAAAUUGGCAUUCCUUUACAGUCGGUCUGA
This is a messenger RNA of Carassius auratus (goldfish), 963 nucleotides long. Its product is annotated as olfactory receptor 6N1-like. The coding region runs from base 1 to 963 and encodes 320 amino acids. The transcript has a single exon. Gene Ontology annotation, biological process: G protein-coupled receptor signaling pathway. Lineage: Eukaryota; Metazoa; Chordata; Actinopteri; Cypriniformes; Cyprinidae. Gene Ontology annotation, molecular function: G protein-coupled receptor activity; olfactory receptor activity. Gene Ontology annotation, cellular component: membrane. The record is from RefSeq and is a predicted model, not a curated record.